Molecule: messenger RNA, 1521 nt
Organism: Manihot esculenta (cassava)
Lineage: Eukaryota; Viridiplantae; Streptophyta; Magnoliopsida; Malpighiales; Euphorbiaceae
Product: zinc finger protein WIP3
Exons: 2
Coding region: 115-1140 (341 amino acids)
Biological process (GO): regulation of gene expression; anatomical structure development
Cellular component (GO): nucleus
Molecular function (GO): DNA-binding transcription factor activity
Source: RefSeq, a predicted model, not a curated record
AUCUUUUAAAAACCAACCUUUGAGCAGUGCAAAGCUUUCCCACAUAAAGUCUACAUAUAAACCAUCUUUGUGAGAGAAUUUCAAGGGCUUCUUCCUCUCACUUCUCACAAAAUUAUGGGUUUAUGGAACUAUCAUCUACACAACAACAAUCUUUGCUUUCAACCUCCUCCUUUCAUUGAAUGGCUCAAGCCAUCCUCCUCCUCCUCCUCUUCUUCUUCUUCACUUACUUCAUCUUCUUCCUCCUCUUCUUCCUCUGUGACUCAACAAGUUCAGCUCACAAACCCCAUGAGCAUACUAAAGCUUCCUCUCUUGUACCCACAACAACAGCAGCAGCCUCAGCAGCAAGAAAUUGUGAAAGAAACCAUCCAAUGCUUGCCUCUUCUAAGCAGACUCACAGAGAAUAAACCAUUGAAAGAAGAGAAUAUGGGAGUGCAAGAAACUAAAGAGGAGAAGAUUGAUCAGAAGGUAACAGUGGCUUUGCACAUUGGACUACCUAACAGUAGUGGAGAUUCUCAAGUUGAGACCAAAGUUUUUGAUUUUAAAGAACAGCAACAGCCCAUGAAGAAAAGUAUCCAUGGACACUGCUCUUUCAACACAGAGAGUAGGUUUUGGAUCCCGACUCCUGCUCAGAUCCUUGUAGGACCUAUGCAGUUUGAGUGCUCCAUCUGCAGCAAAACCUUCAAUAGGUACAACAACAUGCAGAUGCAUAUGUGGGGACAUGGAUCUGAAUUCAGAAGAGGACCAGACUCACUAAAAGGAACACAACCAGCAGCAAUGCUGAGGCUACCAUGUUAUUGCUGUGCACAAGGUUGCAAGAACAAUAUAAACCAUCCAAGAGCAAAGCCAUUGAAAGAUUUCAGAACCCUUCAAACUCAUUACAAAAGAAAGCAUGGAGCUAAGCCAUUUAUGUGCAGAAAAUGUGGGAAAACUUUUGCAGUCAAAGGAGAUUGGCGAACCCAUGAAAAGAACUGUGGAAAGUUAUGGUAUUGUACUUGUGGUUCAGAUUUCAAACACAAAAGAUCUCUCAAAGAUCACAUUAGGUCUUUUGGCAAAGGUCACUCUCCUCAUCCUUCUCUUGAAGGUUUUGAAGAUGACAAAGAAUGCAUCAGUGCCUCUGAAGAAGAUGAACUCCUUCACUAGCUCUAGCUUCAAAGUGAAACUUGCCCUGUUCUGUUCGUUUUUCGCUUGCUUUUGGAGUUGAAAGCUAUAUAUAACAUAUAUCUGCUGAUACGUACCUAGGCUUGUGCUCAGUAACAAAAAAUUCUCAAGAGCAUGGGAAGCACAGAGGGAGCGGUUUGCUACGGAGCACUUGCUGGGAGAUGAUGAGCAGAUUAAUAAUAAAGAAGAUGAUUACCUUCUGAAAUGGUGAUGAAGUUGAUGAAUUUUCUUCUGCUUGAUGAGUAGAAUAUUCAAGCUUUUUGUGAUGAUCUCAACUCUCCAAGAUUUAAUGGAGAAAAUUUGUUCGCUUCAUUGCUAAUUAACUGGUAAUCUUUUCAUUAAUAUUAUAGUGAUGAUUUUGUU